GAAGACGAAACACGUCAUCAGUCCGCGCCGUAUCGGGGAAACGUGGGGAGAAGAGGGGCCAAAGUAAAGUGGAAACGUGUGAAGAGUCCCCACGUGAAUCGGUGUGAACAUGGCGUCGAUUCAAGAGCCAGAGGUGCAGCUUGCGCAGAGAUUAGCGUCCAACGAGAAGCCCAUCCGGACCAAGGCUGUAAAGAAGCUGAGGAAAUACAUACAUGUCAGGUCUCACAUCGCGACAGGUGGAUUCACAGGCGAGGAGCUGCUCAAGCUGUGGAAGGGUCUGUUCUACUGCCUGUGGAUGCAGGACAAGCCACUGCUCCAGGAGGAGCUGUCCAACCAAAUCUCUACCCUGAUCCACAGCUUCCAGGAUAUUGACGGACAACUGUUGUACCUGGAGAGCUUCCUGCAGACCUUCAAGAGGGAGUGGACUGGUAUCGACAGGCUGCGCAUGGACAAGUUCUUCCAGCUGGUUCGCUUCAUGUUCAGACAAACAUUUGAGAUGCUGAAGAGGAAAAACUGGGAGAGCAGUGCGGUUGCCAGGUUUCUGGAGCUGCUGACGGCACACCUCUUGCAGAGCGGCAGCGGGGCUCCCCUCGGGCUGCAGUUCCACACCCUUGACCUUUACAUGACCGAGCUGGCAGCCGUGGGUUCAGCAGAGCUCACUGCUGAUCAGAACUUGAUAUUCAUCGAGCCAUUCUGCAAAACGGCAUCCAAAACCAAGGAUCGGUCUCUUUUCAGUGCCAUCUGCAACAGCAUCCUCAGCACUAUUAUUGACCAGGCCCCCUUUGCCAUUGAAGAUUUGAUGAAGGAGUUGAAAGCAGCUGAGGACUCUGACUCUGACUCGGGACAGGCUUCUGAAGAGGACAACGACGAACUCAAUAAGAUGAUGAGCAAACCGGUCGCCAAGAAAAGGAAUAGGCAACAGAUAAACGGCAAUAUAUCAAAUGAAGAUGAGGGUAAUGAUAGUGAUGAUGCUGAGCUUCAGGUGGAAGAUUCAGACACAGAGGUGUCAUGUGACGAGGAUGUUGAACAGGUCCUACAGUUUAACUAUGCCGCCCUGGCAGACAAGUUGUUUGAGUUUGCCAGUCGGAGCAGCACACCCAGCAGGAACAGACAAAGACUCUACAAGAUCAUCAAAGUACUGCGUGAUCUGAAUGAAGGCAUCUUUCCUCAGGAUGAAUACCCCGAGGAGGUCUCCACAGAUGAAGAUGAUGACAUGUUCGGCAGCAGGAAGAUGAUGAAGAGGGGAGGUGGUCACAUGGAGGAUAACAAUGAGGGAGUGCCAGCAGCCAAGAAAAGUAAAGGGGGUAAAAAGGAGGCCUACACAAAGCAAAGCAAGGAUUCAGCGAAAGAUGACAAUGAACCAGCUGACCUAACUGCAAAUGAAAACAAGAAGAGGAAGAAGAAGAAGAAGAAGAAAAAGAAAGCAGUGCAGGAUGGCGGUGCAGACGGAUCUGAACAGACUGUUGCUCAACCUCAAUGUCCAAUAAAAGAGACCGAGGGAGUGAAAAGGGAUUUGGAAAAGGAAGCACAGACACAAAGCCCCCUCGCAUCGUUAAAAGUGACGGAGGGAAAUACUCCAGAGGUACAGUCAGAAACUCUGCUCCUCUCUGAAGUUAAGAAACGGCCCACAGGAGAAACCAGCCAACCCACUGACUGCACGAGUGACAACAUGCACCAAUCUGUAAAGAUCAGAAAGAGGGAGACUUCUCAGCUUAAAGCUGAGGUGACCGUGGCAGCAGAGGAGCAGCAGGCUGUUGGAACAGAGCCAGCGAUGUCCUCCGAAGCCAAUGCUACGGCCUCGGGUAAGAAGAAAAAAACGAAGGGCCUGAAGGUGAAGUUGCAAACGGAUAAGAUUAAGGCUAAACUGCAGAGCAAUGCAAAAGCAGAAAUCGUUCUAGUUAAAAACACGGCAACGACACCUGAAACUGAUUCUCCAACCCCUGCCAAGCAGAAAAAGAAGGGCCCGGCGGCUGAGAAGAAGCUCAAGGAGGCGAAGGUUGGCCCGACCGCCGUACUUGAGAAGCAAACAAUAGCCCCAUGUGAUAAGAGUAAGAAAAAGAACCUCAAAGCUGAUGUAGGACCAACAGUUGAGGCUCAAUUCGAAGAAGAGCUAAAACACACCAACGCUGAAGUCAGUUCAGUUGAGGAAGAAUCACAAGAUGCCACCACAGCGCCAAUUACAAAGAAGAAAAAGAAAAAAGGCAAGCAGGAGGAUGGAAGCGCUGUAAUCCAAUUGAACAAGAAGAGGAAAAAUAACAAAAAUGAAUGUAAGACUUCAGUGGCAGAUGAAGCGGCGGCUAUGGAAACCCGUCCGACAGUGGAUGCUGGGAAACUGCCGUUUGAGAUCACCGUGACAACACCAGCAAAGAAUAUGAAAAAGAAGUUGGCAGCGGCCCAAGUGGACGUGAAGGCUAAAAGCCAGUUGCAGGUGGUUUGCAGAGUCGAUGCAGAACUCUCGACUGAAACCGAAGUGGUCGCUUCCUCUGGGAAACCGAAAAAGAAGAAGCGGAAGAUCCCUGUGGUGUUUGAGUAUGAGGUCGAUGAGCUGGAGGCUACAUUGACCAAUGGGGUCGCAGAAGAACACACCGCUACCAAGAAGUCCAAACCAGACAGUGAUGUUGGACAGGCAUCCACUCUUUGCACUAAAAAGUCACAAAAGAAGGCAAAAGCUUCCCUGGGGUCGGCAUCUGACUUCGUCACCUUUCACAGCAACACCACAGUCCCAACGCCACUCUUUUGCAAAACCAAGGGGAGCCCCAGCGUCCCGCUGUCCAGCAAGAAGAAGAGUCAAACUCCCAAAUCAGAAUCCAAGAAGGUGACCUUCGGUCUCAAGAAUAAUAAGACAGCUGAGUUUCGGAAGACUGAUCGCAGCCUGCUGGUGAGUCCAGACGGCUCAUUACGAGUGCCCUUUGACCCCAAACAGAAACCCAAGUUUGGGGUCUUAAAGUCUCCACUCACCACCAGAAAGACCCCUAAGGCCAUCGGGAAGACCAGCACGAAAACUCCAAAGACCACGCCGAAACGCCGGCCCUUGGCGGCAGACUUCUUCUAACAUCCACGCCACCGGGCUGGAGAUGCAGACGGAAAGCUCUCUGAACUAGUGAAUAGACUGAUAUAGAACACAUCCCCUUUUGGAGAGAUGGAAAGUGGUAUUUGUAUUUUGUAUCUAUCGGCGUUGCGUUUUGCCAGUUAUUCAAUGUUUUAAUAGUUACUCAUUACAGCUUUUCAGUUCAUGUGUAAUUGAGUUUCAUGCAGCACAUGUCAAAUUUAAAUGUUAUUUUGGGAAACAAUUUCUUUAAUAGAACAAAAUAAACUAUGUUUAUAAGUUCA
Molecule: messenger RNA, 3330 nt
Organism: Cyclopterus lumpus (lumpfish)
Lineage: Eukaryota; Metazoa; Chordata; Actinopteri; Perciformes; Cyclopteridae
Product: ribosomal RNA processing protein 1 homolog B-like
Exons: 16
Coding region: 110-3052 (980 amino acids)
Biological process (GO): rRNA processing
Cellular component (GO): nucleus; preribosome, large subunit precursor; preribosome, small subunit precursor
Source: RefSeq, a predicted model, not a curated record